GUAUGAGAACAGCUGUUGCCUGCGUGGGACAUUGAUUUUUUUUCUUUCAUAUAAACGUACGAACGAAACAACAAAAAGCAUUAUAAUAUUUUAUAAAUUUGUGCUCAUUUAUCACAGAAAACUCAAUGGAAACACUGUUGAAGAGUGUGUAAAAAUACAAGUGAAACAUUUUAAAAAUUAAGCGCUAUCUUUAAUGAUUGCGAGCGCAUUUAACGAUUGAAAACAAAAUCUAAAUUUAUUUGCGGCACAAGUGUGUACGUAGCAAUUUAUUUAUAAAGUGUUAAAUGUAAAAUGCGACCGAAUUGCACAUUUAUCACCCCGGUAUUGUUAUGGCAUGUGUGUGUGCUGCUGACCUGCUUUUGUCCCAGCGUGGUACUAGGAAACCUCAAGGUCAUUUAUGCUGUGAACGCUGGGGGUCAAGAACAUACUGACAAACAUGGCAUACAUUAUAGUGCAGAUCCUUUGCAUGGACGUAUUGGAACAGCAUCCGAUUAUGGUAAUCACCUGCUAUUGAUUGGCCGUGUGCCGGAACAAGAUGAAGUGCUUUAUCGCACUGAACGUUAUCAUACAGCGACAUUCGGCUACACAUUGCCAAUAGACGGUGAUGGCGAGUAUGCGUUGAUAAUGAAAUUCUGUGAAGUCUAUUUUAAUGAGCCAAAUAAAAAGGUCUUCGAUGUGGUUCUGAACAACAAACAUACUGUAGUAAAGGAAUUGGAUAUAUUUCAUCAAGUAGGCCGUGGUACGGCCCAUGAAGAGUACGUUUAUUUCAUCAUCUCUAAUGAUCGACUAUACUACAAAGAUGAACAAUCGGACAUACGGAAUGGUGUAGUGCGCUUAGAUUUCAUUAAAGGCCACUAUGAUAAUCCAAAAAUCAAUGCCUUUGCGUUACUCAAAGGUGAUGUGGCAAAUAUUCCUCGAUUGCCGCCCACAUCGGAUGAUAUUCUCCCGAUCGAUUCUGAUAUGGCAGUUUUUAAUGAUCGCGUCUCUGCGGAGGGUGGCGGCAAAAGUGAAAUUUCAUCGGACCAACUACCGGAAAACCAGCAGCGCAGUAGAGAUUCGCCGUCUUCAGUAGAUGAUGAUAUAUUUGAUGAAGAUGAAGAUAAUGAAGAGGAAACAUGGACAAAAAAACGUAAGGUUAGUGGUCCACGGCAACCGGACCCCUACUCCAUGGACGAUUCUUCAGUUAUGUUGCCAGUGUUCAUAGCGAUUGGUGCAUUUAUACCAUUGCUCUUUUGUCUCUGCAAAUUGUGAUUUGUUAUUACGUUGUGUACGUAAGUUAUUAAAGAACAAAUGGUACUAAGUGGAGCGGAUGUGUGAUGUAUGCGGCUUUUGUUCACUCUCGUUUAUACUGAAGUUUCACAUUUGUUGGAACACCGGAUAUUGUUGCUAAGUCCAACAGCUACAUUUAAGUUCACUAUUUAUUUGAAGUUGCACCUGAUCUCCUUGGUAUAUAUGUAUAUGUUUUUUAUUGAAAUAUUUUUCUUCCUGUUCUGACACAUUUGCUUUAAUUUUCAGUAAAGAUGUUAUUAUUGAGUUUCA
Molecule: messenger RNA, 1539 nt
Organism: Bactrocera dorsalis (oriental fruit fly)
Lineage: Eukaryota; Metazoa; Arthropoda; Insecta; Diptera; Tephritidae
Product: malectin-A
Exons: 2
Coding region: 292-1251 (319 amino acids)
Cellular component (GO): membrane
Molecular function (GO): carbohydrate binding
Source: RefSeq, a predicted model, not a curated record